Eurytemora carolleeae is the source of this 1628-nucleotide messenger RNA. RefSeq names its product arrestin homolog. Bases 130 to 681 code for a protein of 183 amino acids. The record is from RefSeq and is a predicted model, not a curated record. NCBI's taxonomy places the organism in Eukaryota, Metazoa, Arthropoda, Copepoda, Calanoida, Temoridae. The transcript is spliced from 7 exons. Gene Ontology annotation, cellular component: cytoplasm. Gene Ontology annotation, biological process: signal transduction; G protein-coupled receptor internalization. Gene Ontology annotation, molecular function: G protein-coupled receptor binding.
CUGCAAAAACUUUGAUUUUUAUUUAGAAGCUACACCGGUAGUCCGAUAGGAACUAGCUACACUGUUUCCGUUUAUCCAACGGAAUCUGCAACGGAUAAAAGACCUCCCUCUAAAUCUAGUGUGAUCUGUAUGGCGGUUUGGUUGAGUGAGACAUUGCCACAGCUCCAAGAAAUCCGUCCUAGGGUUACAAUUCAUAAACCCUGUAAUAGAAUUCGAAAUGAAGAAAUUAAGAUUCAGGGUAUACUGGAUAAGAACGUAUAUCAGAACGGAGACACUGUAAAAGUUGAUAUCACAAUAGAGCUUCAUCCCGCCAGAAAGAUAAAAUCUGUAACUGCUGUUGCUGUUCAAUCAGUCGAUGUUGCAAUGUUCUCCAGCGGAUUUUUCAAAAAUGAGGUUGGAGCGGAGAUGCUGAAAGAUCUUGGAGUUUGUUCUUCCUUCUCACAUCAGUUCCUUCUCAAACCUCAAUACAGUCCUGGGCGGCAUUGGGUGGCAGUUAAAGACUGGGGGCCAUCAGUUACCAGUAUACCAGAUGAAAAUCAACCUCUCUCUGCAUCUGUAAUUCUGAAAGAUCGAAGUCUUUUCGUGAUCCGGGUACUCUAUUAUGUACAGGUUCAAGUUAGGUUGAGCAAGAACAGGAAAGAUCUAGAGUUAAAACUUCCAUUCGUUAUGCUGGCAGCAUAGAUAUUAUACAUAUAGUUGAUAAAACAUAUUUAUAUGGAAUAGUACAGGGUUAUCCACAAAGGAUGAGAUUAUAAUGACGACCUAAACUAUUUAAGUAUAACGACAUCGCUCCUCUACAGGGUAAAUGCUAAAUGAUUUGGCAAUGAAACUAAGAUUGCUAGAAAAAAUGCUGAACAAGUUCCAUCAGCGUCUCUGAAAUCUCAUUCUUGGUGGGUCCCCCUGUAGAUAUGUUGUAUUUUGAAAAUAACUAGCUCUUCACGACCCUUAAGUCUUUCAAGGGUCCAAAAUAUCUCGACCUUAGGGCGAUAUGUUUAUGUUAAUAUAUGUUGUUCGUCAACUAUUCUUAAAGGAACUGUAUUUCAUUUUUAUAGUUAUGUACAGAGGGUCGUAUUCACAUCGGUUACCCUUUAAACCUUUGUCUGUCACUUGAAAUCACAUUUUUAUUUUGCAAAAUCAUCUUUACCUAGAUACAGUUGUGCCUGCACAGUAAAUUAAAUUGAUAAAAACUUUGAAUUUUGCCAUCUUUCUUUGUUUCAAGAGCAUUGAAUAAAGGGAAAAAUACGUGAAGAUAUAUUUGUUAAAGUAUUUAUGUUGUAAUAUCGUUGAUAGCUUUCCUUUUUAUUUAGAUCUUAUAAAAAAAAUCGAAAAUUAUUUUAGAAUAAAAUCUUUUCAAAAAGUUUUAACAAAAGUUUGGACAUAGAUUAAAGAAAUUUAAAGGAAGGGAAAAAUUCAAACUCUUUCUUUACGCGUGGAAAUUAAUCUGUCUGUAAUUAGUCAAACCCCCAAUCUCCCAACGAGAGGUGAAUAUUGUCCAGCUCUUGACCUGGACUUUGACAGAGAUGUUGUUUGGAGAAGGAAUAGGUUGCAUUUAAACUUAUAUAUUGUAUCGUUUAUAUUUAUUUGUUUUAACCUGAUAAUUAAUAAAAAAAACUUUUUUUUCCAUCUAA